AUGAAUAAUAAUGAUCAAUCAAACCAUUGCCAUCAUCUCUUCUGGCUACUUUUUUUCGUAGCGAAUGCUACCUGCAUUAAUGGUCUUGUGAACAAUGAAAGUACAAAUUCAACAUCAGUAUUCUUUCGAUGGUCUGGAGGAUUUGGUCGAAAUUUUCAAGAAACUCGUUGUGCUACCGAUCAAUCAUCAGAAGAUCCUUCUAAUAAUCUUCCUGAUGUCUA
Adineta ricciae is the source of this 221-nucleotide messenger RNA. Lineage: Eukaryota; Metazoa; Rotifera; Eurotatoria; Adinetida; Adinetidae. The record is from the annotation of a GenBank genome assembly.